Bacillus rossius redtenbacheri is the source of this 4959-nucleotide messenger RNA. RefSeq lists its product as uncharacterized. The coding region runs from base 2654 to 3838 and encodes 394 amino acids. The record is from RefSeq and is a predicted model, not a curated record. Lineage: Eukaryota; Metazoa; Arthropoda; Insecta; Phasmatodea; Bacillidae. The transcript is spliced from 2 exons.
CCAUGUGCUCCUUGGUUUGGCGUGUGUUUAUUCAUUACGCAGUGACGUAAACAUGGAUAGUCGGGGAAUGAGAAUGAUACAAAUGUGUUUGGCUUUAAGAGAAGAUGAUAACUUAAAUUGUGAAUGUGUAGAAAAUACAGGAAUAAUUUCACAACAGAUUGUUGAGAGUUGUGGCAGUUCAUCAAAUGUGCAAGAACACUUUUCAACAAUAGUGGAAAAUAAUGUUGUUAAUACCGAUGCUGGGGAAAAUACAGAAAUACUCUCACCACAGGUAAGUUCAACAUCAUUUUUUAACCUAAAAACUUUAGGUGAUAUGUUAUGCAACAACUUUUUUCAUUAUUGUAAUUGAAUUUUGAUUAACAAACUUACGUCAUUGUUACAUUAAAUAACACUACGUGACAAUAAAAUGUUCACUUAGGAUAAAAAACAGUUUGUUUAGGUUCAAAAUACGAAAAUUGUAAAUGUGACAUAAUAUAAAUUAAGUUUUGCCUAUAGGUUGUGGAUUUUUUUUGUUUCAGAUUGAUGUUAGUUGUGGUAGAUCUUCAAAUAUACAAGGGCACUUUUCGACAAGAAUGGAAAAUAAUGUUGAUAAUACUGAUUCUGGAGGAAGUACAACAUCACUGUCGCCACAUGUAGGUUCAAUAUUUUAAUUUCCUUACGUAAAAACAUUGGACCUUUUUAUGUUUUAAAACAACUUUUAUGAGGUUUUGGUACACAACUACGUCCCCAUGCAGGAAAUAUUAAUAUUAUGUAUCUGGCAAAAAUAUCUUGAAAACACUUUCAGAAUGACAUUUAAUAAUUUUAUCCUUGAAAAGUUAAACAUUCUAAAUAGCUAAAAUACCCGUGCAUCUUACCUUGCUAGCUGUUAUUUCGCAGUUUCUUUGUAGGGCCCAUUUUCCUGUGUUGUAUUCACAAACAUGGCAACGGGCAUGUGUAGCAAUGAUAAACUAAUCUAAAUGAAAAAUAUUUUAAAUACACAAUGUCCAAUUUGGUAUUGUGUAUAUACGACGAUAAAAAUAGCCGAUCCUAAUUAUAAACAUCACUAUUUCUGCAUUUAACACAAACCCAGAUAAAUUAACCCCGUUAAAUGAGCCAUGUUAAACUAGCCGACAACACCACAAGAAGUUGGCUUCUAGUCAGAGUAUGCCAAAUUAAAACAUGUCAUAAUGUAAUAACUAUGAGUAUUUUAAAAGUAUAAAAUAUUGCAUGACAUGUUGAAUGUGUUUAUGAGAUAGUUUCCUGGAUCCAUAAGGGGGGUGGGACGUUAGCUUCACGUCUCGUCGACAACUGAGGUCAUUAUAAAUGGUACCACACAACUGAACCAUUGUAAAGUACACAGGAGGGAAGCGGACAUGGCCCAUGUUAAGGAGCCAUCUCGAUAUUCGACUGGAGUGAGUUCGGGAAACCAUGGAAAACCGAAAUCAGGAUGGCCGGAGCCGGGAAUCGAACUUUCGGGUCCUCCCGACUUCGUGUCCAACGUGCUAACUUUUCUACAUGUACAUGUUGCAUACCGUAAUCCUUAGAGCAUUAUUGCAGUGGAAUUUUAAUUACCUUAGUAAGCUCAUUGUUACGCUAAAUAACCUAACAAGACAUAUUAAUGUCUAUGUUGUUUGCUUAACCCGGAUAUGUAUUUAGUUUCAACAUACUGAAAUUGUAAAUGUGGUAUAUAAUAAUAAUAAGCUUAGCAAACUUAAAGGUUUAUAUUACUUUUGUUUCAGAUUGUUAAACGUUAUGGUGGUAUAUCAACUUUACAGGAAUGCUCGUUGUCAGCUGUAGAAAGUGAAGAGGAGGAUUUGUCUCUUUCGGGUUCCAAUUUUUCUUCUCCCAACUCGGAGGAUGAAAGUGAUAGUUCUGACUAUAAUGUACGAGUAAAGAAAGCAAAGACAUCAGUUAAAAAUAAGAAAGUCUUUGCUUCAAAAAAGAAGAAAAUUACUAACCAGGUGCCAAAAUGUGGAAGUAAACAACAACAUAAAGUAUUACGAAAUAAGAAGAUCAUGGAAAUGAAGGUGGUGAAAUUUCAUGUAAUGUUGCAUGUUCCGAUGUAGAAGAAGUUGUCGGAGAUAUACCUAAGAAAAGGAAGAAGGGUGAAAAUUCAAGAAUAUUCAGAAAGAAGAGGAAAAUUGCAGGAGAGCCUUACAAGAGCACGAAAGGUUAUAUUGUUCCAGGGAAAUGUCUGCCCCUAAACCCUUGUACAAAAUGUAAAUUACGAUGUAAAGAUAUUGCUGAUGAAGAAAGACAACUUAUAUUUUCUUACUAUAAUACAAAUUUAACAUCUCAGCAGCAAAAUGACUGGAUAUGCUCCCAUGUAUCGAAAGUUGCAGUGAGUAGAAGAAGGAAAGAUACUAAAAACCCUGAGAAAAGAUUAAACACAUACAGAUACCAUUUUGAUAUUGAAGGAAAGCCGGUCCCUGUGUGUAGACAAUUCUUUCUUGCAACACUGGCUUUGAAGAAGAAAAAAGUGCACUAUACCAUUGAACAUGCAACCAGCAUCAACACAGCGAAGGUCGAUGAAAGAGGCAAAUCAGAAAGUCACAACAAAACACCAGAUGCUCUUGUAAAAAGUGCGGAAGAAUUCAUUUCUAAUCUACCAGUGGUGCCAUCUCACUACUGUCGAAAGGAUUCCAACCGUCGAUACUUGCCUUCACACUUGAACAUGAACAUAAUUUACAAUGAUUAUAAAAAAGGAAUGGAUGAUACAGGAGAAUCAGCCGUGUCAUUUAAUGUAUUUAGAAAUUCAUUUAAGUCGUUUAAUCUUGCAUUCCAUAAGCCUAAGAAAGACAAAUGUGGAUUAUGUGAAAGUAUAAAGAACAAAACUGCCUCAGGAGAUAUGAAUGCUACUGACAGGGAGAGUUAUUUGACAUACAUGAAUGAAAAAUAUGCCACAUAUGCGGAAUACAAGGAGGACACUAAAGAGACAAAAGAAAACGCAUCACUUAUUGUUGCUAGUUUCGACCUUCAGCGAGUGUUGACUACUCCACAUUCUGAUAGUACUUUGAUGUACUAUGCACGUAAAUAUGCCUUUUAUAAUCUAACAGUGUAUGAAAACAGGAAUGGUCGUGGGACUUGUUACGUCUGGGGUGAGUGUGAUGGGAGAAAAGGGUCAACUGAAAUCUCUACCUGUGUAAGCCUGUGGUUGCAAGAUAUUGACAAAGAGCUGGGUGAGCAUCAACAGUUAGACAUUGUUCUAUACUGCGAUAACUGUCCAGGACAGAACAAGAACAGAUGUAUGUUCUCAAUGCUGUACCAUAACUGCCAGAAAUUGCCAGGAGUUCGAAGUAUUCAGUUAAAGUUUUUGUUAACAGGACAUACAUACAUGGGUGCUCACACUGUGCACAGCACAAUUGCUACGUUCAUUAAGAAGCGAACUAUCAUGGCACCUUCGCAGUGGCCCUUUGUCAUAGAAAUGGCAAGAACUAACCCUAGUCCAUUGCUGGUAAGAAAACUAGAGUACAGUGAUUUCGAAGACUGGGAAUCACUUCAAGAUAACUAUUUUCCCAAGACUCUGGACUGUGAAGGGAAUCGAAUCAGAUGGUCAGCACUACGGGAAAUUAAGUUUACCAAAGGAUACAAGUGUGCUGAAAUUUGGUACUCAAGUUACACAAAGGAUAUUAGUAGAACUGAUAUGCUGAAGCGCAGGAGCUUUGACCAAAUCCAGGUUUACAGGGCUUACAGCAAGAAAAGACUUAUUUCAGAAGCCAAGUUCAAAGACCUGAUGAACUUAUGCAAGAAAAUGGUUAUACCCAAAAAUUUUCAUGAGGAAUAUUCUUCUCUGCCACAUUCCGUACAAGAGCAUGAUCAUCUGGAUGAAAGUGAUGAAGAAGAUGGUACCCAAGAAUAAAAUGUGACGGACAAACAUGGGUCUACUUUCGAUAGACAAAGGAAAAUAGGAUACUGUUUAUUUUUAGUUGUUACAUUGAAUGUAAACCAAAACUGUUGAAGACUUUUAUUAGUAAACGUCUUCUCCACAACUUUAUCAAGAAGAACAUGUAAAUAUGACCAAGAACAAGAGGUUACUACAAAACAUUAUUAUAUUGAUUCCAAUUUGAAUCGACAAGGGGAAACAGUUUUUUUAGCUCUUAUGUUUGAAUGUGUUACUGCCGAAUAUUGGUUCAUUAAUUCUAAUUCAGUUGGAAACACGUGAGAAAAAUAUAAUUAUUUGUGUUUGUUAUGUUUGAAUGUAGGAAUAUGUGUUAAAGAUUUCAUCAAUAGUUAUUCUUUUCUACUACAUUUCCUGCAACUAAUAUUCUUCUUAUGACUAUUGACGUUAACAUUGAUUCCUUUUUGGAUCGACAAAAUAUUGUUUACUUAAGUAAUGUUUUAUUGUAGGUUUCAUUGUUAGGUUCUGGUUUAUAAUGUCAGAAUAAUAAUGUAAAAAAGUAUAACAGUUACAAGUAUAGUUGAAACAAAAAAGGGUACAAGUGUCAUUAUUGUUACUUAAAUACUCACUGGCAACAAUAACAGAAAUGCAAAAAGGGGACAAGUAACAUAAUUACUAAUUACCAAACAUCAUAGCAAGUGUUAUGUUAUCACAUUUUUUAGUACAUUUUAAAGCCACUAAUUGGUGUUAAUAUCGUUCACCUGUGAAAAAAAUACUUUCUGUUAUGGUAGACGAUACUGUUAAAAAUGUAGUUUUUCCCCUCUAGUGCAAAAGUAAGAAAAUGUCACUUGGCACCUUUUUGCAAAAGACCGACGAUAUGUACAAUGUGGUGGCCAGAAGCCAGUCUACAGGCACGCAUCAUCUCUAAGUACUGAUAACACGUGGCACAUCCUCUAUCUGUCGCUGCGGCCUUGAAUAAUGAUAACACGAGGAGCGUCCUUCUGGAGUCAGCAUAGGCCUUGACUCAUUACCUCAAAACUUGUGGCAAAAAAACACAUGCAUAUACAAACAUGCACCCAACUACACACACACAUGCAGAUGUACCUGCAGAUGCACCUAUGCACACAAAUAAACAUGCAAAU